Lytechinus pictus (painted urchin) is the source of this 3742-nucleotide messenger RNA. RefSeq names its product N-acetylated-alpha-linked acidic dipeptidase 2-like. Bases 452 to 2677 code for a protein of 741 amino acids. NCBI's taxonomy places the organism in Eukaryota, Metazoa, Echinodermata, Echinoidea, Temnopleuroida, Toxopneustidae. The transcript has 17 exons. The record is from RefSeq and is a predicted model, not a curated record. Gene Ontology annotation, molecular function: carboxypeptidase activity.
GUUACAGGAGGAGUAUUCUCUGGGUCAGCAAUAGCGCGGAAUCCAUUGGGAUUCAUAAUUCACAUUUCAUAUCAAUUGGGAUAUAGUGCAGAGUGCAUAGAAAAUUGAACUCUUGAGAAUGUAUAUUAUUGAUUACUUUUUAACCGCAAGAAAUACCUUGACGUAGUUUUGUAACCAGUGGCACGUAUAAUUGUGAAUAGUUGUUGUUGUGGAACAGGUAGGGCAUUCCAACCUUGACUCUCAAAAAUAUAGGCCAAUCUGGUAUUGCAUUGCGGUGGAAAACGGAACACAACUUUUGGUGGUUUAUUCACAUCUACGCACUAGGACUAUAACUUACUAAAACCCCUGUACAGAUUAAAGAGUAUUCAAUCAAACUUUGCUGAGCUAUCGGGGUUAUGUACUGGUGUAGCAGAGGUUAGGCCUAUCAUACACCCCGUCUAGAGUAGUCAUCAUGCAGUCUCAGACAAGAGUGUUGAUAUUUGUCGCCGUGUUCGUGGGUAUCGGUUCGUUCGUGUUUGGAAUUCUUAUCGGACAUUUCGGCAUCCCCGACGGUUCGUGCUCUACCUCGCCGUCGUCGUCGCAACCGACCACCACACCGACCGAAAAUGAGACCAUUAGCGAGCUGAUGAUCGCGGAGUGUUCGGCAGAAAACAUAGAGGAGAAUGUUAGACAAUUAAGCAGACGACCUCAUAUGGCGGGAACACCAGCUGAAAAGGAGAAUGCUGAGAUGCUUGUCGAUCUCUGGACCGAGUACGGAUUCGAUUCGGUUCGGUUACUAUCCUACGAUGUACUCUUAGCUUAUCCGGAUCCGGAAAAUCCGAACAAGGUGAUGAUAACAGACAAUGGAGUACCUGUCUUCACCAGUGCUCUGACCGAGGCUGUUCUCCGACCUGAGGAUAAUGAUACAGAUGCUGUACCACCGUUCAAUGCAUACUCAGCACAGGGAGAACCAGAGGGUCCUCUGGUCUACGCCAACUAUGGCACUGCUGAUGAUUUCGACUGGCUUGCCAAGAAUCGACCUGAUAUCGAUAUCAACGGGGCAAUCGUCAUCGUCAAAUAUGGAAACAACUUCCGUGGACAAAAGGUUUAUAACGCACAAAAAGCAGGUGCUGCAGGAGUCAUUAUGUAUUCGGAUCCGGUCAACCAUGCACAUGAUGGUACCGAGGCGGUCUAUCCGAAUGAUUGGUGGCUACCGGAUAGCGGUGUGCAAAGGGGAAACGUGUUUGUUGGAAGUGGAAAAGGAGAUCCGGUUACUCCCGGGUAUCCGGCUAAACCAUUUAUGUACCGGUUAAACGAAUCGGAUCCCUCAUUACCCACAAUCCCGGUUCAUCCGAUCUCAUAUGGUGAUGCACAACAGUUGUUGAGUGAACUUGCAGGUGACGAGGUUCCUGAUGCUUGGAAGGGAGGUCUCAACAUCACAUACAGAUUCGGACCAGGUUUCACUAAUCCCAACAGAAAGGUGAAAAUGAGCAUACAUACUUCAAGAGAGUUUCGAACCAUCUACAACGUAAUUGGUGUCAUCAACGGAUCAGUUGAACCAGAUCGAUACGUGUUGCUUGGCAACCACCGUGAUGCUUGGGUUUACGGUGCAGUCGAUCCAUCCAGUGGUACAGCCAUUCUCAUGGAGACAACAAGGGUCUACUACCAGAUGCUAAGUCGAGGUUGGCGGCCACGAAGAUCUGUGAUGUUUUGUAGUUGGGGAGCUGAGGAGUAUGGUCUGAUAGGAUCUACCGAGUUCGUAGAGGAAUACCAAAAAAUACUUGGCGAGAGAGCUGUGGCUUAUAUCAACAUAGACAGUGCUGUGGUCGGAAACUACACAUUUGGGGCAAGGGCAACGCCUCUUUUGCAGCAAGCUGUUUGGGACGCAGCCAAACGGGUCCCUGAUGGUGAGACUCAAGAGCGGUCAGCCUAUGAUGUCUGGUUGGAACGCGUUCCCGAUCCUAGGACCGGAAAACCUUUCACAGCAGUGAUCGGAUCGGGAAGUGAUUACGCCCCGUUCAUGCACAGGAUCGGAGUCCCAUCAACUGAUCUUCUGUAUGUCUACGACUUCAUAAGACUAGGACUAUCAUCUUAUCCCGUGUAUCAUUCUGUGUAUGAAAACUUUUACUACGUGAAGAACUUCUUGGAUUGGAACUUUUGGCGCCAUCAGACUGUUGCGAGAGUUUAUAUUGAACUCUCGCGAGAUCUCGCAGAUUCCGUUAUUCUUCCGCUCGGGAUUGUGGAUUAUGCCGCCAAUCUUCGUCUGGCCUCCCUCGGCUUCGAAAGGAACUUUGGAACACUUUUGAGCCAAAAUGGCGUCGUUUUGGAUGAUUUGAAUUCAGCUCUGAAUAAUUUCUCCGCAUCUGCGCAUAAUUUUGAAAGGCAACUUACUGAUAUCGAUUUGAACGAUGCCAAUUCAUUAAGACGUGUUAAUGAUCAGAUGAUGCAGCUUGAACGGGCUUUUAUUGAUCCAGCCGGGCUACCGGACAGAAAAUGGAUAAGACAUAUCAUCUAUGCACCAAGUAGUGUCGAUUCCUAUGCCGGUACGGAGUUUCCUGCCGUUGUCGAUUCUUUGUAUCUCAUUGCAGACGACCCCGAUCAACAGGCUCGAUGGGACAAUGUGAAAAAGCAACUCGCCAUAUUAACAUUCACGAUCCAAUCAGCAGCCAGUACACUCAAUGACGUCACACAACUUUAACGGAAAUGACAUCACACAAGAGAGAGGUCAAUUACAUUGACCCUAUGAUACUGCUCACUGAUUAUAAAUAAGACUACUUCUGUGACUACUAUUCAAAGUCAUCACUUGUUACAUAAUUGAUUAAAAACCUCUGUCUACAGAUGAAGAAAAUUGUAUUCUUUUCAAUUUAAUUUCGUAUGAAUGAAAUAUAUAAAGCCCAAAUGAUGAAAAUAGAGAGGAAAUUCAUAUUAUUGUAAAUUCAUGAUCUCAGAUCUGUACAGUGAUCAUCAUGUUUGGGACUAUUCACUACCAUUUUAAAUACCACCUCGUGUGACCUUGAUCAUUUAUUCUGGGCUGUGGUUUAAUCGCUAUAACAUUUUAGUUAGAUUAGAAAUAUUGUUUGUAUCACUUAUUUCUUCUUGGAAUUAACCUUUCUUUCUAUUAUUAUUUUCUUAUGUCAUUUUAGAUGUUUAUUGGUAUGUAUGAUGGUGUAUUGUUUCAGUAUGUAUGUGGAUACAUAGUUUUCGAUACAACCUAACAAGUUGCUGUAAAUAUAACUAUAAAAUUUUAUUUGUACUAGUAAACUUGAUAUAUUCUACUCAAAAAUUUACAUUGAUAUCCAUACGGAGUUGAUAGUAAAACUUAAAUUCAUUUAAUCUACAAAAAUGCUGUUUUUUCUUAAAGUUUGCAUUAUACUUUUAAAGUUUAAAGCAAACUAGAAUAAUGUAAGAAUUUAUAGAUAAUAUAGAACGUAUUAUAAUCUAGAGACUAGUGUAAUCAUUCAGACUAAUUUACAACAUAUGCUGGGAAAUUUCUUACAUCGCUUUAGACUGAGCUUUGUCAUUUCAUCAGAAUACAUGCACGUCUUAUAAACCCAAGUAUCCGCUUGAGAGCGAUUGAUUACUUGAUCCCACCCCCUCCUGUGCCGAGCAUGCGCACAGAUUAGAUGUAAAGACUUUUACCCCAUCUAAUUCAGAAUGAGUACUUUGUAUUUACGAUCUCCUUCAUAUAAAUAUGUUGUCAGAUGGGAUAUAGAUUGAUUUUGAUAUUAAUAUUUCAAUCAUUAAAGUACUAUUUGAAUUGGAA